UAAUGCUUAGUUCAUCUGACAUAACAGGAAGGAAGAGUUAGUUGCAUGAUCUCUUCAUGUGAAGUUGUUAGCAUCUGCCAAUCAGGAAACUCAAGAAAGCUCAAAAAGCAGUAAGGGAAAUGAUAAACUGAGCAGCUUUCUAACUUGCAGCAUUUGUUAUUUAAAACAAAGCUAACUGGCAGAAGAAAACACUUAGAGAUUUCUGCAUGCGAAUACAACUGCAAGUAUCCUCAUUGCUGCAAACCAAGAUCAAACAAGAUAAAUGAGGAGAGUUUUUCAAGAGAAGGUUUCAUUAUCUCUUUCCAGAGAAGGAAAUAUGUUUGAUACUCUUGGACUCAUUUGUAUGAUUUGGUGGUAUAUGAUGCUAUUUCAUCCCUUGCAUGCUGACAUCCAGUGUAUGGAGUCAGACACACAGGAAUCACUGAUUACAAAUGUGAAUAUGGACUGGAGAAAAAUGGAACUGUCCUGGGAGAGCAGCAGGAAUUUCUCUGAGUUCACAUGUACCAUCAUGGACAGGGAUGUGGAAUACACAGACAUAGAGGUGGAUAGUCCACUGUGCAGCUUUCCAGUGGAAAUACACAUGCCUCUGCACAAAGGGGUAUUCUUUAUCAUUGAAGUGCCAAACACAAACAUCUCAAAACAUUGCACCUUUCUCCCUGGAGGCAUGGAUGGGUCAGCCAUUGAAAACUUCUCCUGUGUGAUUUAUAACAUUUUCCUCAUGAACUGCACUUGGCAGGCAGGAAGGGAAGCUCCAGCAGACACACAGUAUUUUCUCUACUGGCAGAACUCAAGAGAUGAAGAGGAGAUGGAGUGUGAGUUUUACAUUAAAGAUGAAAAUUGCAGAAAUGUGGGAUGUAUCUUCCAAAACGUGAGCAUAGGGACUGAAAAAGCUUAUUUCCUGGUGAAUGGGUCUAGCAAAGACUCCUUGAUCCAGUUCUAUGAUGAGUACAUUGACCUGUAUAAAAUUGAAAUACUCACUGCUCCAUUAAAUGUCACUGCCCAUUGUACCAAAGGUUCAGCAGGUUGCAUAAUUACGUGGCAUCCACCCCAUACAAGUCAUGUGGAAGAAGCAAAGUGUUUUCAGUAUGAAAUCAGCAUACAAAAUAAGGAUGAACCCAAAGAAGAGAAAAAGCUUCCUUUUGUAAGGAAUGACAGAUAUGAAUUCCAAAAUUACAAUGAGAAAAAAAGAUACACUCUGAAAAUCAGAGCACGUGGAAAACACUGUCUCGUAAGCUCAAACUGGGGGGAAUGGAGUGAACCCAUUGAGUUUGGUCAAGGGAAAGAUUACUUUAUUUUUGUGAUUUUAUUUCUGAUUGCACUGGGAACAAUCUCAAUUACACUUCUUCUGUAUUGUCUUUUCAAAAGGUACUGCAGUUUCAAGAACAUAUUUCCUCCCAUACCACAACCAAGAGACAAAUUCAAUGCACUAGCUGAUGAUGUUAUCCAGUAUCUUACCUGCACACUGUCAACAGCAAGUAACUCUUCUUUCUGCACACAUCACGACAAACAGGCUUCAAACUAUUCAUGCUUCUCAAAUCCAUCCAUUUGAGCAAUAGUUUUUACGGUGACUGCACAGUGAGGGGACGCUUUCUGUCAGCUGGCUAAAGCAAAGACAUACUUGAAGUCAGUAAAUCAGGCUAGUCAUUAGUUGCCUAAAAUUCAGAAGGCAACACCAUGCACUCCAAUAAGGAUUCCAGAAGUGGAAUUUUCAUUCGAUCAUUUACAAAAAAUCCCCAAAUCUCUGACUAUUAAAACUCUAGUUUUGGUAACUGUAUACCAGCUUGUCAUCUUGAUUAAUUUGUCUUUGGUCCUAUACCUUUGGCUUUCAUAGAAAGCAGGUAGGAAUGUGACUUAGAUAGGUUUCCUCAUACACCUUAAGUCAUGAAUUCCUGGUAUCUCACUUCCUACCAGGCUGCCAGAGCUAAGGCUACAGAGCAGCAGCAGUCCACAGUCCAUCAUAUUAAAUAAUAAUAGCUAGGAAAGUAACAAGCAGUUUUUGGAAAAAUUCAUACUGAUUGCUUGCUUUUCCUAAGUGUGAGUUUUUGAGUGGCUUCCAAAUUCCUGUGCAUAUACUACCAAACACACUCAAAUCACUCCACUGCAAUCCACAGGCCUUUGUGGAUGAGGUCUGUAAACUGUGGCACUUCCAUGCAGGGAGCAAUGUAGCAGCAGCAGCAGUUGCCCGAGUUAAGUGAAGCCCUCAUGUUAAGUCACACUUGCCAACUGGUGCUGUGAAGAUAAUUCAUACGAUUCUGACAUGUUUAAACAGUUUGAUCUACUCUUAAAACCAAAUUUUAUUUUACCUCUUCUCUCCAAACUCAGUACCUUUAACACUGACUGCUUGGAAUUCUUCCAAGUUAUUAAAAUAAUAAUAAAGUACAAAAAGCACAUUUUCAAAAGCUCUCCUCCACUGAAUACCAAACACUCUCCCUGACAUUUAGUGUUAAUGGAUUUUUGAGCUAUUUUGAAACCUGAAAUAUCCUUUGCUAAUCACGUCUUUUAAAAGCUUGCAUUUCCUCAUUUUGCCUCUAUUUACACAAUGACCUUUCACAUUUUCUCAUUUUUCCUCCUUUUACACAAUACUUUUCCUUAUAUUGCUGAAAAAGCUCGUGAUUUAAAAAACUUAACUUUCUGCACUGCAUCCUUAAAACACUCAUGUUAAAGAACUGCCAAUUUUAUUUACUUUAUGAUCCGACCAACAAAAUCAUUCAGUGCAUCAGACAACUUGCAUUCCUCUAAUCCAUUUUAUUUUACUCAUCUUACUACAGACAAUUGACUUUCUAGUUAGGCAUUCUCUCCCCAUAUGCUUUCCUCACCAUUACUGAAUUUCAUCACCUCUUGCCUGUAGUUAAAUAUAUCCAAAGAACAUGAAAGACACACUCUGUGCGUUUUCCUUGGAGAACAGUAAAGUAGCCCAAAAACACCAUGACCACAAAGCCCUGCAGUGCUUUACCCAUUCUUCAGCUUUCCUAGGGAAAAAGCCCACAGGACACCCAUGUGGCUCUGCAACAUACCCUCAGUAUGACAGCAAGCUCGCUUUUUUAACCUUUUUCCCCUACCUGUACUAUUGUAUUUGGGUUUUUUUUUCUUGAAUUAUUUAUCUUCCCUCACAACUUUAAACUCCAAAUGCUCUCCGAGUACGACGAUCUUACCUAGCAGCAUGUUCUCUCCUGGAACUCCAGGUUAGCCAAUGCUAAAAUGUGCAAUACCAACCAAAAUAUUUUAUCUACAUGUCUAGACAAUUUGGAAAAUUCAGGCAAUACUGACUGAAUGAAUUCCUUCUAUUGUCUCAGCUAAGGGUGUCCAGUGUCUAAAUCAGCUUCUGCUCUUUCUCCUGCUGACAGCUAGUACUGAUCAGGCCCACUGAAGCAUUCUUUAACUAUCCUUAAAACUGUUUUCUCCUGCCUUGCAAUCAUUUAUUAAGUACUGAAAGACCAAGCCUUUGAUACUGCUGAAACUAAUGUUCAGAAUGAUACUGACUUGUAGCAUACUGCAUGGUACCAAAUUUUCUUUCUCUUUAGACAGAAUACGUAAAUUUACCAACAAAAAGUCAUAUUGAGGAAAUAACUACAAUGGAAGGAUGAUCCAGCUUUCCAAAAACACACCUGACUCCCCAACAUGAAAGCAAACUAUGGAUCCUGCUGACAAGUACUUCAAACCAACCUAUAAAAUAUAAUCACCAAUAAAACUGUCCACUUAAAAUCCACUUAAAAUGGAGCUGAAAAAAAAGGAUAAAAAUCAGUGAAAUUUGCUCUUUUCCCUUUGUUCAAACCUCCAAUGCCUGGCAACAAAGCUUUUCUGCAAAGACCUGCUCUGAAGAAGUGCUUAAACCUUGCUAAGAGGUUCUUCACAGUGUGAAACAAACUCUCUUAUCCAGAAUAAAGCUGUUACCUCUGGUCAUCAUUGCUAUGAAGCUUCUUUCCUCUCGUUAAUAGUGAUUUCCUGUAGGCUGACAGGCUUGCUGCAUAAUGCCACAGCAAUUUUACUGUAAUUUUUAUAUGCCCAGUUAUUUUCUAGAGCACAAACCAGCUUCUUAGUAUUUAAAUUUGCUCUUUGCUCUUCCAACCAGUACACCAAACUAUCUCAAUAAAUGCAAUUAACCUUAUGCAAGACAAAAGUGAAAAAUAAAAUCAUACUUGUUGUUAACUAUUAAUACUGGUCUGUCAGUCAGCCAUUUCAUGAGCUCAGUACUGCCACUGUAAAUAGACCUCUGCAACACUGUGAUCCUCUACAAUUUUAGCAUGUACUUAAUUCACACAAAUAGCAUCUAAAGUCUUCAAAACAAUGUAACAGUUGUGAGAAAUGAAAUAAAAUCUAGCAUUUAAUAGCUAGAUUUUAAAUGCACAAUUUCCUCACAAAUGACUAGUUUUUCCCUUUCUCCCUUCAAAGGGUGCAAAUGUUAUUUCCAAUGCCUUUAAAAAUAAUAUAGGCUUUAGAUGCCAGUAUUUUCUUUUAUAAAUGCUGGAUGCUUUCCUGUUCAUAAUUUUCGAAAUUAAUGAAUUUCAGAGUGUUUGAAUAAAACAGAGAACAAAUGCAUUUUUUUUUUAAAAGUCUUAUUUAUUGUUUGCCUCUUACAUCCCUAAACUGCAUCACACAUUGGAAAUUGCUGCUGCAUGACUAAGGGAAGCCAUAUAUUAAAAAAAAAUAAAUCUGAACACCACAAAUUAGUUCAUAUUGAAUGUACAGCUUAGGGAAAUUGCAGUUCCACA
Molecule: messenger RNA, 4709 nt
Organism: Poecile atricapillus (Black-capped chickadee)
Lineage: Eukaryota; Metazoa; Chordata; Aves; Passeriformes; Paridae
Product: granulocyte-macrophage colony-stimulating factor receptor subunit alpha-like
Exons: 12
Coding region: 263-1549 (428 amino acids)
Biological process (GO): immunoglobulin mediated immune response; cytokine-mediated signaling pathway
Cellular component (GO): membrane; external side of plasma membrane
Molecular function (GO): protein binding; cytokine receptor activity
Source: RefSeq, a predicted model, not a curated record